AGAAGGAUGGUGAGACACCACAGUGAGAGAGAGAGAGAGAAAAGGACGGAACCAACUCAGAUAUGAAGUGAUGAGAGAGAUUCGAAUGAUUUAUCUUCUUGGGUAAAACUUAGGGUUCUCGUGUAAUUUUUCUUCUCCGACGGCUGUUCCCCUAGUUACUUCUUCGCAGGCGAUUAAAGCCUAAUCAUAGUGGACUCUGGAGAUAUGGUAAUGGGAGCUCAAACUCAGAAGGCCAACAAGUGGGCAGAGCUUUCAGAGGAGUUGGUUGCUAUGAUAUGUGAGAGUAUCAGUCUAUAUGUUGAUUAUAUUCGAUUUCGCAGUGUGUGUGUCUCAUGGCGGCGGAAAUCUUCACUUUCAAAAACUCACAUCAACCACCAUCACCACCCAUCCCGGCAGCGGCAGCGCCAAUUUUUCCCCUUUGUGUUGCUACAUUGUGAUCAGGAGGAGGAUGAGGAGGAUAAUAGUGAUACCAGUAAUGUUGGAUUAUUGAGCAUACCUGAGAAUAGUAAGAUUUAUCAUCCCCGUGGUCUUCUUCAAAGUAAGGAGUUUUUAAGCAUGCACUGUCUUGGAUCCUCUCAUGGUUGGCUGGUUAUGGUAGAUGAAAAUACUCCUCCCGGUUCCAUGUAUCUCAUCAAUCCUUUUACCAAGGCCCAACUCCCCCUUCCACCCACCUCCCUGUUUCUUGAUGUAGAGUACCAACCUUACAGAGUUGGUGAAGAAUGCAGACGCAUUAGAACUUUAACUCAGUUAAACCGCUCAAGGGUGAGAAAAGUUGUCUUAUCAUCAAGCCCCUCUUCUUCUUGUCAAUUUCAAUCUUCUGACGUUGUGGCCAUAGCCAUAUUUGCAAUCCCAGAUAAAUUGGUCUUCUCUAGACCUGGAGACAAGGCAUGGGCUAGUUUUGGCUCAGAUCAUCCAUUCAUUGAUAUCUUAUUCUACAGAGACCAUCUCUAUGCCUUAAGACAAUUGUGUAGCAUAAACAAUAAUGAGAGCGUGAUGAACUAUGAUAUCUUAGUCUUUCACAUGUACAUGUGUGGUAGGUAUCCUAUUCAUCCAAAGCUUGUAGAAACCCUAAAACCUCCCAAGGUAUGUCAUUCUAGAUUGGGACGACCUAAGCAUUGUAGAUGGGGAUCUCCUUAUCUGGUAGAGUCGUGUGGUGACUUGCUAAUAGUUGAGAGGGAAGAAGUAUUAAUGCCACUGCCAAAACCUAGUCUGGAUGGAAGCAAUGAUCUCAAUUGUUUUAAAACAAUUGGCUUCAAUGUCUAUAAGUUGUGUCUAGGAAACAGUAGUAGCGAUGACAACAAGAAUUCUUCAACUUGGGAGCAGACAAAGAACUUGGGCGAGAGGAUGUUGUUUUUGGGAUUGAAUUCUGCUUUUUCUCUUUCAACGUAUGAUUUCCCUCCUGGAUGCUGUAGAGGGAAUUGCAUCUAUUUCACUCAUCAUCAUUUCGGCGGUGGUGGUUUCAACUCGAACCAUGAAUGGGAUUUAGAAAUAGAUGAAUUCGACAUGGGUGUAUUCAACUUGAAAGAAGAACACAUUGAGCCAUUGAUGAUUCCAUUACAAGGACAUUCUUACAGAGGACAUCAUCCCAUGGGAACAGUUCGUCCCUCACCAAUUUGGCUUACUCCCAACCCAUAUUAAUUUUGCUUCUUUUCUUACUUGUUACUUGAGUCUCUUAAUUUAUUUGAACAUUGAUUGCAAUCUUUCUAAGUAUUUUAGUUGGAUGAUAAAUUUAUUUCUCCUACCUAGUUUAUUAAUUUGAUCUUCUUUUGCAUUUACUUUUCUAAUUUAUUCUUUAUUAUGUC
Macadamia integrifolia is the source of this 1802-nucleotide messenger RNA. RefSeq lists its product as uncharacterized. The transcript is spliced from 2 exons. The record is from RefSeq and is a predicted model, not a curated record. The coding region runs from base 205 to 1638 and encodes 477 amino acids. Lineage: Eukaryota; Viridiplantae; Streptophyta; Magnoliopsida; Proteales; Proteaceae.